GGGAGGGGCGGGGCUUAUCCGGGAUGUCGGGCUCGCUCCUGGUGACGUAGCGCGCCGCGGGAAGGGCCGCGACGGACCCCGGUGGCCGCCGACCCCCGCACCGGGCACCGGCGCCUCCCUCCCCUCGCUUCGUCCUUCCUCCUUCUUCCGUCGUCUUCCUCCUUCUCUCCCCGCCAUGCGCAGCGCCGCGGGAGCGGGCAGCACCGGGGCCGCCGCCGCCGCCGCUGGGCAUGUGCCAGGCCCGGCCGCCGCGUGAGCACCGGUGGUACCGGCAGCAUUGUCCGCGCCAGCCCCCGGAGCGAGCCGGUGGCGGGUGCCAUGAAUAGCAGCUGCGCGUCCCCCGCCGCCGCCCGCCGCCGCCUGCAGCGCCGGGAUCGAUAGAGGCGGGGGCUGCGGACGCACUAUGGCCGGCACCGGCUACACGGACCUGCGGGAGAAGCUCAAGUCCAUGAUGCCCUACCGGGACGGCCACAAAGGCGGCAGCGGCGGCGGCGGCCUCGCACGGGAACCCCCCGAACCCCCCCCUUACGAUCGCAAGCGGCGGCACCAGGAGGAUUCCGGCUCCGAGCCCAGCGACUACGAAGAGCAGAAGGAGGAAGAAGAAGCUCGGAAAGUGAAGAGCGGCAUCCGCCAGCUUCGCCUGUUCAGCGCCGAGGAGUGCGCCAAGAUCGAAGCUCGCAUCGAGGACGUGGUGUCCCGGGCGGAGAAGGGGCUCUAUAAGGAGCACACGGUGGAUCGGGCCCCGCUGCGGAACAAGUAUUUCUUCGGGGAGGGUUAUACCUAUGGGUCUCAGCUGCAGAGACGAGGCCCCGGCCAGGAGCGCCUGUAUCCGAGGGGAGAGGUGGAUGCUAUCCCCGAGUGGGUGCACGACCUGGUGAUCAGGAAGCUGGUGGAGCACCGGGUGAUUCCCGAGGGCUUUGUGAACAGUGCCGUCAUCAACGACUACCAGCCCGGGGGAUGCAUUGUCUCCCACGUGGACCCCAUCCAUAUCUUUGAGAGGCCCAUCGUCUCCGUCUCCUUCUUCAGCGACUCGGCGCUUUGCUUCGGGUGUAAAUUCCAGUUUAAACCCAUCAGGGUCUCGGAGCCCGUUCUCUUCCUGCCCGUGAAGAGGGGAAGCGUCACGGUGCUCAGUGGCUAUGCAGCUGAUGAAAUUACACACUGUAUUCGACCACAGGACAUCAAGGAGAGAAGAGCUGUCAUCAUCCUUCGAAAAACAAGACUAGAUGCACCUCGAUUGGAAACAAAAUCCCUGAGUAGCUCUGUGUUGCCACCAGGUUAUAACUCUGAGCGUCUAUCGGGAAGCAACCGGGACCAGAUCCUGAAACCAAAGCGGUCCCAUCGCAAAGCAGAUCCUGAUGCUGCUCACAGGCCACGGAUUCUAGAAAUGGAUAAAGAGGAGAACAGGCGCUCAGUCCUCUUACCAAAACAUAGGAGAAGGAGCAACUUCAGCUCCGAGAACUAUUGGCGAAGGUCUUACGAGUACACGGAGGACUGUGACGAGGAAGAGGAGGAUGGAAGCCCAGCCAGGAAAGUUAAAAUGAGGCGACACUGAGGAUUGCACUUUCCGGGCUCAUAGUGGAGCUGCUUGGCCUCCAGUCUGUGAAAACUUUCUCUUCCCUCUGGCUAUCUUCCAUCUAGCUUCAGUUUUGGUUUUUCCUUUCAGGCUGAAGAGUAAACAGGAAGGAUCCUAGCGAUUUGGUUGUAUGAAUGGAGGAAUGCUGAGACAUACGGAAGGAUGGAACAUGUCCAGUGCACAUGGUGCCCUGAGUCAUGGGGUCAAACGGGCAUCUCUUCCCUUAGGAAACAGAUAAAGUUAUGCCAGGCUGUCUGUUGGGAUUUCUUUUGAGAACACCAAAAAGUUUCACUGUUUCGUUGUGCAGGAUUCAAGAAUUGUACUUUUGGGUUUGUUUCUUCUUUUUUUUUUUUUUUGCUUUAACUUUCUUCCUUUCCACAUGUUCUAAAUAUAAUGUUUGACCCCAGGAGCUGAAACCCUCUGCGGUGGCCUCGGAUUUGCUUCACCAAAGGGCUCCUUGGUCUGCUCUUACCUGGUUGUUGUUGGGUUUGUUUUAAGGGUGCCCUGCAGUAACUGGAAGUUUGAAGCUUUGCAGACCCCUCUUACUGCGGUUGAUUUCAAAGGGUUUAGGACAUUUUUGUUGCACUUUAGUACCGGUUUUAACAUAGGUUUCCUUUCCAGUCCCUUUUCCCAAGCCAGCGUGGGCUCACACAGUCCCUGUGCUGCCCUCUCCGAGAAGAAUGUACUUGAGCUCUGGUUUCUCAGUGCUGGUCUGAUAAGGAGAGUGUUUUGGUUAAGGAAGAAGGAAACGUGGCUGGCUUCAGUGAGGCUGGCCCCAGGUCCAUAUUGGAGCCCUGGGACUGCUGAGUGAGUGAUCACAUUGAGUACAUGCUGCUUCCCAGAGCUGGGGAUAGCAAAGAGGAAUAGGAGAGUUGCUGUGCUUGUGAAGGACGUUUGUUUUGGGACCCCCUGAGAAGAGCUGUUCUCCGUGCCUGGGGGACUGGCUUUCAUCCCCCUGCCCCUUUAGGUGGAGAGAGUUGAGAUGGUGCAGCAUCCCAUCCCAAGGGAUGCACUCUGGUGGAGCAGGAACAGGCACUGCCAUGGCCUCGGGCAGCUCGGCUGCAGAGUGUCCCCUCCAAGGCUGGCUCUGGGAGCGGAGGCACUGCGAGGGUCUAAGUUUGGCCUGAGUUCAGUGCAUUCAGCAGUGGUUGCCAGCCUCCUCCUGGCUUUAUUCCUGUCUGUAUUCCUGGGGCAGGGAGUUUUCUGCUUGCUACAGAGAAGAAUCAGGCGUUGGGCCCCAUGGAGUUAGUGUUAGUCUGCUGCCUUCCUCCUCUCCCACCCGGUUUGCGUUAGCCCAGACCAAAGCCUCAGUGUGUUUCCAAAGCUUUGGGGCCCAACAGCAUGUUUAGAACCGUACUUUUAAGAGACUUCCUCCAAUUGAUUCUUUGAACCCAAGUGUUGGCAGUUGUAAGGAGUAGUCUUCUUUUUAAAUCCGUACUGCUUUGCCCUCCUUCCAGUUGUAGUUUUCCUUAGUGUCGUGUCCCUCACACACUUCAUGGUCCGCACGCUUGGCAAUAAAAAGAUGUAAUAUAUUUUGAAACCCGUUUGCUGCUGUCUUGAGGGGCUCCCAGUCAAAACCCACCAAUCCAAGUGGCGUUCCUUGCAGUGCUGUUCCUUGGCAAGCUGUUUGCUGACAUCUGGGUCUUGGUGUCCUUUUCCUUCCCCACUGACUUCUGUAGCUCCUGUCACCCUCCUGUUGUUGGGGUCACUGUUUCAGGCUGGGUCUAAUGGUCGUAUUAAUACAAAGGAAUUGACUGCAACCCAGCGCAGGGCUGAUCUGUGGUGAGGUUCUCACUGCCUCUCUCUUGUUAUCGGGUUGGUUUCCUGGUGAGAGCCACUGUUGGCUCCAUGCAGAGGCACAGGCGCAGCCUCGCAGCCAGCCUUUGAAAGAACCUGUCUUGUCUACCCAGAGAUCUGAAAAUUCGUGCUUCUGCUGCUUCUGAGACCUUUAAAACCCCAUUUCCAGACCACAUUUAGCAUCUGAAGGGGUGUUCCUCACCCUCCUGGCUUUCUGCAGAGAAUCCAGGCCAGCUCUUGUCUACAAACCCACUGUUUUGGAAAGCUUGGCAUUCCCCUGAUAGCAAAACCACAAGCAGGGAGCAGCGAUCCCUUCUCCUCCUUAUGGCUGGUGCAAACAUCUCCAGCGAGCUGGGGACCUGCUAGCAGGAUGCCUGUUUCCAGUUGUCUUUCUGGAUCCAUCCUGGAUGUGCCCCGGGCUCUCCUCGGUGUCAGGUCUGCUGUGGGUGAUGCUGAUGGUGGCAGUGGUCACUGCCAGGCUCUGCACAACCAGCUCUCCCCCCCCAAGCUCCCAAUUCCACACCUACUCUGCAAUAGGGAUGCUGUACCUCGGUGUCAGCUUGAAGCUGGAGGCAAGCCUGGCUUUCUGGGGCUGCUUUCCAGAGCAGGACUCCCAUGGGAUGAGGUGUUGGCUCUGUAUCCACUGAAGGCUGAACAAGGCAUCCUGAGGUCUUACUCCUCAGCCUAACUUACAUCCUCUAGCCUGGUACCAUCACCUCAUCCAGUCUGUACGUGUGCGAGUAUCCUUCCUCUCCCAUCUUGUGUCUGUAUUCCUGCAGGCCGUGGUUGGGAGCUCUCCCCUCCAUCCUUCCUCCCUGCCCCACAUCCCUGCAGUGGGUCUGAGCUGGCACCCGUGGUUGGAGGGAUAAGAGGAGCUCCUCACCACUCCAGCCACUCUAUUCUCAUGUGUUUUCAACCUGGUUGAUUGGGGCUUGACACCUUGGAGUGAGAAUGGGACACAACCAGUCUGACCUGUAGCAUCUCCUGGGUGUCCCCAGCGUGUGGGCAGGCCACCUUCCCCUCUUGUACAGACAUUUUCUAUAGACACAGAUGUAUAUGUGUAGAUAACAUCGUUUUUUAACUCUUUUGCACUGAACAACAGCAGAGUGAAACCCUGAUUCAAAACACAUUUUCAUGUGGAUCCAGAUGGUUGGAUCCCUUACUGUAACCUACCUGGAAAGCUGUAGCUCUAAUACUGGUGAUGCCCAUACCUGUUCUCUGUCGCUGGCUGUGUUGGGCUUCAGGUCAGGCUGGUGCCAUGGCUCUGGUGUGAAGGAUGGAGCGUGGUGAGCUCCAAUUCGGAGGCAGAACUCCUCAGACUCAUGCACAGACCUGACUCCUUUGGCUUUAUUGUAUCUAUUUAGUCCAGUCGUGCAGUCCCACCUCCUCUCCAUCCACCCACAGCGUGUCAUUGGUGUAACCUGCUCAUCCCGAAACUGGGAAUAAGGCUAUGUUCAGUGUGACAAUCCCAUACACCCACAGCCCAGACCAUAAGAACUGUCUUUCCUAAGGAAGGGGGAAGAAAGUGGGGUCUGUCCCUGCUUUGGUGGGUUUCAUCCUGCUUUGGUGGGUUCCAUCCCCUGUUUUCUGCACAGAGCAGGAGGAAUUGGGCUCUGUCACUGUUACCCGUAUCUUGAGGAGGCUCAGGGAUGGAACUAAAGCUCUUACAUCCAUGGUGUGGGCUCACCGUGUCCAUAGGAAGGGCAGGAAGGGCUGUUUGCUGGCACUAAGAGGUGAGCUGCAGGCAGAGCCCGGCUUGCCACAUCUGGUUCCACACUUGCUGAACCCUCAUCCAGAUGUUAGGAGAGAGCUGUCGUCCUGACAGGCUUGGCUCAUCCCAAGGGAUCACUCAUGGGGAUGGUCAUCCAUUGGGAUGAGAGCUGGGACCUCUGCCUUUUGAAGCUGUUGGUACCAGCGCUCGCCCCAUGGAUCAGAACAGUUUCAAUAUGCUUUGAGGAGGGCAUUGGGGGGACCCAGGUCUGGACCCCACCAGCAGCAAAUAGUCUUUUACCUGCCAAAAGUGAUCCCUUUCCCAGCGGGAAGGAGAAAUCCUCAGUUGAGAAGCAUCUCAGCUCCUUUUCCCACCCCUGCCCACACUGAAAGUUCUGGCUGAUUUUAAUUUAGGCUUUUUUUUUCUUAGAGAAUUUAAUUUCCUCCCCUUUUUUUUUUGUUACAAAUAAAAAGAAAUAAAGAAAGAAAGUGGCAAUAUUUUUUUCCGGAAGCUUUUCCUAGGAAAAAGCGUUGGUUUGUAUCAAAGUUGUACAGUUCAGACGUUUGAGAUACGAGAAGUACUGUGUGAAACGCUGUAAAUGGGGCAGAGAUUAUUUUAUGUACAGUCUGACACGGGGGGAAUCAUUGGAUUCCGGUUGGUUCUGAGGAAGAAUUUGGUUCUUUGCUGUCGGGGGUUGGAAUUUCACCGUUUCAUUAUUAUUACUUUGGGGUUUUUUUCCUUGUAUAGAUUGCUGCAUUAAUUGAAUAAAAGCAGAAAGCAUC
This is a messenger RNA of Strigops habroptila (Kakapo), 5863 nucleotides long. RefSeq names its product alkB homolog 5, RNA demethylase (gene ALKBH5). The transcript is spliced from 5 exons. NCBI's taxonomy places the organism in Eukaryota, Metazoa, Chordata, Aves, Psittaciformes, Psittacidae. Bases 404 to 1552 code for a protein of 382 amino acids. Gene Ontology annotation, biological process: mRNA export from nucleus; mRNA processing. The record is from RefSeq and is a predicted model, not a curated record. Gene Ontology annotation, cellular component: nucleus. Gene Ontology annotation, molecular function: oxidative RNA demethylase activity.